Messenger RNA from Malania oleifera, 1337 nucleotides. RefSeq names its product fruit protein pKIWI502. The transcript is spliced from 5 exons. Gene Ontology annotation, molecular function: oxidoreductase activity. Bases 193 to 1089 code for a protein of 298 amino acids. The record is from RefSeq and is a predicted model, not a curated record. NCBI's taxonomy places the organism in Eukaryota, Viridiplantae, Streptophyta, Magnoliopsida, Santalales, Ximeniaceae.
GCGUUAACUCCAAAUUUACAGGAUCCCUCACAAGCAUGACACGUGUCACCAGUAAUCUCCUUCUGCCUCAACCUCCACGCCGGCGCAUUUUAACAGGUGGCACCGUGUCGUCACCAUCCUCGUUUGUCGGCGGCGCUCUCUAGUCUACCGGUACGACCAACUCAAACAAACACUCCAAUAUUGAAACCUAAAAUGUCCAUUACCACUCCCCUUCCCUUACCCUCUUACCCCUGCCCUCCCCCCCUCUGCUCCCAUGUGUGCCGUAGCGCACUCCACCCUCCCAUGGCUAUCCUGCGCCGCCUGAGGCUACGCCCACAUCGCCGCCACAUCGCCACCGUCGCCGCCGCCGCCCUUCGCCAGGACACUACUGUUUGGACCCAGGCGCCCCUUUCCGACGUGCGUCCGGUGGCCGAAUCCCUCUUCCACGUAACUGUUGACGUCUCCGACGCCGCCGACCUCGCCACCUCCCACACCCGCGCCGGCCAGUACCUUCAACUCCGGCUGCCGGACGUCGUCAAGACUUCCUUCCUCGCCAUCGCCUCUCCGCCGUGUAUCGCCGCCACGAGAGGCGUUUUCGAGUUCUUGGUGAAGAGCGUCGCCGGCUCCACCGCCGAGCUCCUCUGUGGGCUGGGGAAAGGAGAUAUUGUCGAGCUGAGCCAGGCCAUGGGGAGAGGUUUCGAGAUCGAACGGAUCUCUCCGCCGGACGAUUGUCAGACCGUCCUAAUUUUUGCCACUGGAUCUGGCAUUAGUCCAAUCCGAUCCCUCAUUGAGUCAGGAUUCAGUGCUGAGAAGAGAGUUGAUGUGAGGCUUUAUUAUGGGGCUAGAAACCUUCAAAGAAUGGCUUAUCAGGACAGAUUUAAAGAUUGGGAAUCUACGGGUGUUAAGAUUGUGCCAGUACUAUCACAACCAGAUGAAUACUGGAAAGGUGAAAGAGGUUAUGUACAGGCUGCUUUUGCUAGAGCCAAGCAAAUUUAUAGCCCUCUGGCCACCGGGGCAGUGCUUUGUGGUCAAAAACAGAUGACUGAGGAAGUUACUUCUAUUCUUGUAGCUGAUGGGGUUUCGAGUGAUAAAAUACUAAAGAACUUCUGAUAGUCAUCGAUUAGGGCUUAUGCUGUUGUACGUUGUUGAGCAACAGUUGCUACUGAUUCUUUCGUUCCAUGACGCUGAGUAUCAAGUAUCUCAGCUUGGGAGAACAAAAUAAUCAAUAUUGUGAUUUCUUAUCACCUUUGUAUGUUAAAAUUGCCAUUCAAACUGGCUAUAAUGGCUAAAUUAUAUUAUUUUUACAUGUCUUUUGACUGGACUUUUUAGUAUUAAAUACAUUCUACGAUUCAUAAGCC